UGCCUAACAAGUGUUUAGUUUAACUUGGAAUCAAUUUGGGCUCAAGUACGUGGGCUUUGGUAUUCUAAUGUGUUGGGCUUAUAACUUGCCUCAAUCUUUCAUUCUUUUGUCAUCGUUUCGUUGUCCGAGUCUCCAUCGUUUUUUCGACAUCACACCUCCCUCCGAUCUAUCAUUUCAACUUUGAACUUUAAUUUUAUGAUGGUAGGGAGAGAGACACACUAAAAAUGGAUAUCUACCACCUAUGAAAAAGAGACGAGGGACAUUAUUAAAUUAAAGGAAAUGAUAAAUUAUUAUUAAUUAUCAUGAAUUGAGGAAUGAUAAUAAUAUUCAUAAUUAAGGAUAUCUGUCUGUUCUUUACCUUCGUCUUCUACCUCCCCGAUAGCAGAUCUCUCUGUUUGCUGCUGAGAUUAAAGAUCAAAGAGCAGCGUCGGUGGUGCUGGUGAAUCAAUGACGACGACGCUUUGGUAGCGAUAAACCAAGAGGACCACGACAGCUUCGCCGGUUGGUUUCUCUGUUCGGCAGGAUGGAAGGCUUCCUGGGUUUUAACGUUUUCAGAGUCGCGGACGAUUCAGAUCUACGAAAGCUACCUCCCUCUCGGCGUCAUCCCUUCGUACUCUCUUUCUCUCUGGUGCGGGUUGACGGUGGCGAAGAAGAGGUGGAAAAGAAGCCCACCGGAAUCUGUGGGUUUCAAUUCGGAAAAGAAAGAAGGGUUAACGUCGGCAGAGAAGAAGCCUAACGACGCCUUCUAAUUCUCAAUUGCGGUCGGAGAUCCCUAGCCUUCUUUCACACCUUGUCUGUCGCUGUCAAGGUCUUUGUCCAAAACCAUAAACCAUCACCGUCGAAUGAUAUGGGAAUCACGUCGCCCUCCAUCCCCACUCAAUCUUGCCGACUCUCUCUAUCUCGGGAUAUCGUCGUAGAUUUGGGAUUAUGAUUUGGUGGCAGUAAUGGCGAUUGAAGAAUUCACGCACCUAGAACCUUGAAUCGGCGCAGAGGAAAUCAAUAAGGAAACGUCUGUGGGGAAAAACACCGGAGGUCCGUCACCAGCUCCUUCAGCCACCUUCCUUUCUCCCUCAGCGGCGCGAACUGUAGAGAGAUAAGCAGAAGGCAGAGGAGGCAGAUUUUUUGGGUGGGUUAAUGGUUUUUUUAGGUUGGGUGGGUUGGGUUGUGUUUAUAUGAGGUGGCGGGUCAAUUUCUGUUUUUUCUUGGGUUUAAAUUGGGUGACUAGACAUCUCUGUUAGCCACAUCAGCAGUUAACUGACGGCACUAACGGAGUCUGACGGAGCCUGGAGGUUAACAGAGAGUGACCAAACUUGGACUGUUCAACUAAUUUAAGUGACUACGAAUGGAAUAAACCAAUUCGAGUGACCAAACGUGAAAUUUUAUAGCAAUUCGAGUGAACAAACUUGCAAUUUAGUCGUACAUUUUCAUUUUUAUAAUGUUUAUACACUCAUGAUUAGUAAGAAAUUAGUUGAGACAAGAAAUGAAAAUGGUUAUAUGUGGAUAUUCUUGGAUACUAAAAACUCGAUUGGGUUUGAGCAUACCCGAAUCUUAUAUGAGUACUGAUAUGAAUAAAAUCUAAGCUAAUUAAGAUACGGUAACAAAUAUCAACAAUCUACCCAAAACCGAUGAGUUUCCAUCCUUACAUGAGUUUAUGUUACAAGCUACAACUAUUGAAAUACCUUUUUGAAUAAUUUUCAAUCCUUGCAAAUAAGGUAAUUAGGCUAGGGAGCACUACUUUCCAACCAUAAGGGCAAGCGCGAUUAUUUUCUAGUAAUAAUAAUAUAUCAUUAACACAACGUUGGGGUUAAUUGCAGGGUUGGUCACUGAGAUUACAAAAAACGUUCAUGUUUGGUCACUAGAAAUAUUUAAAUCCAAUAUUGGUCACUCUAAUUAGUUAAAUGGUUCAAGUUUGAUCACUCUCCGUCCAACUCCGUUAACUCUUGCUUAUGUGGCAAUCAACUUUUAUAGUUGACCGUUAAAUGUGCGACGUGGCAAUUAAAAAAUAAUAAAUUAAUUUAAAUUAAUUUUUAUAUUUCCACCUCAUUUCUAACCGAAGCAGUGAUGGUAAUGUUGACUGACUGUCACUCCCCGCCAUCCUCCGAUUCUCCUAGCCACUUCGCAUUCAUACUUAGCAUUCAGUUCGCCCUGGCGGCCAUUAAGACUGGAAUCAUCGCUCUCGCUGUAAGCUAACAUUACAUUAGAGUACCUCAAGCAAUGACAUUUCUGUCAUUAACUUGAAACCAUGACAGAGAACAUGGUAUAUUCUAAUCUCAGGAAGGAGUAGCAGUUCGGAGGAGCUUUGCACAGUACAAGAACUAACACAUCGACGGAAACAAAGAAAUGAUAGCCUUAGGCUUCGGGACGAUGAAUAUUGUAAGUUCCUUAACCUCCUGCUACCUGGCCCCGAGCUCAUUCUCGCGAACCGCGGUGAACUACAAAGCAGGAUGCAGGACAACAGUGUCGAACAUAGUCAUGGCGGUAGCUGUGAUGUUUACUCUGCCAUCACGAGGGCCCAUGACCUUGCCGUCGACCAACACACCAAGCUCCACAUCUCCACCGACGACCGAUCGCGGUUCAACCCGCCGCUCCCCAUCGGUUACCUCGGUAAUGGCCCAUGGCGGAGGGAGGGGAAUUGGUCUCCAAGCCGCUGAUUCGGACCGUAGAUCGGAUCCAUGGCGUGAUUAAGCAUAUGGAGGACGAGUAUUUGAGAUUUGCAAUCGAUUAUCCCAACGAUUCAUCGACGAUUAUGCAUGUUCCUGGGACCUUCGAGUGCUCCGAUUUCAAGUGGGGCAGGCUGAUCUUCAAUCGGCCGGCGAAUCUGUUUGAGGGGAAGGGGGACAUCUUGCCCAAGUACAGUGUCGACGGGAAUAUAUCACUAGCACUGUGCUUGGAGACUUACGCCAUGGAGAAUUUCAGGAAGAAGGUCUACGAAGUGGAUGGGUGAAGAAGAAGAAUAAGAAGAAGAAAAGGAGAAUUUGAUUCUGGGUUGGGGUUAAUUUGCUUGAUUUGUGUGUCUUCUAAUAACAGUUCUCUAUUGAUUCUGGGUCGGUCAGCAAUCGAUUAGAAAUGAGGUGGAAAGUAUAAAAAUUAAACUAAAUUAAUUAUUUUUAAUUGCCACGUCGCAUAUUUAAGGGUCAACUAUAAAAGUUGACUGCCAUAUAAGGAAGAGUUAGCGGAGUAACUUAAACCAUUUAAUUAAUUAGAGUGACCAAGAUUGGAUUUAAAUAUUUCUAGUGACCAAACAUGAACGUUUUUUGUAAUCUCAGUGACCAACAAUACAAUUAACCGCACAACAUUGUGUAACAUUUUUUUUGAUGAAUUGUUGAAUUUUAUUCAUCAAAAUAGUGGAGGGUCUAUGGGAAGUAGACUAACUCCAUGAAUAAAAGGUUCAGCACAAUAGAAAGUAAAUAAGAAAAGGAUCAAGGAGGUUGGAAAGCAGUGCUAGAGAUGGUUCCGAAGAACAAAGAAUACAAGUGGGUAAUAUGUUGCACAGGGACAAGCUUGUGAGCCAAAGCUAAUUCGCAAACAACACUGCAAAUUUUGUUGAUAGUGGAGGUGGGAGUCUCUCUUUCAUCCUUGAAUAUUCUUGCAUUCCUCUCAAUCCACAACUGCCAAAAGAUUACUAAUGGGAGGAUGCGAACAACCUUCUUGUAUCGAACACCUCUUGAAAGAUACGUCCAUUGUUGGAGUAACUCUCUACAACGUCUUGGCUUGGGACCUUGAAGUUGCAGCUGCCAGAAGAAAAAAUCCCAUACUUGGUUUGCAUAGAGGCAAUGCAUAAGAAGGUGAUCUGAGGACUCUCCUGCAGCAUAACACAUGCAACAAAAAUUGGGCAAACACCAUCCACGAGUAAUAAGUUGAUCGAGAGUAAGGAUUUUCCCUUGGAAAACCAACCAAGCGAAAGCCGAUAUUUUUGGUGGUGCGAUCUGGUUCCAAAUAAUCUUCCCUGGGAAGUUCUCACCAAGUCCCAUAAAAGCCUCUCGAGUAAUGUAUGAGUAGGUGCUCUUGACAGAGAACCGCUUAUCCGGAAGUAAACAUUGUAGAGAAGCUGAGUCUGCAUUUAGCCACUGAAUAGAUAUAGCAUUGAGGAGAUCUUGAAAAAGUUGGUACUGACUUUGCAGAUUUCCCCUGAAGCUAUUAUUGAACUCUACAUACCAUGUAGUAGUGUCAUUCUGAAUUUGGUACGCUUCAGAAAGCAGACAGGAACGGUUGGAAGCAGCCGCAUAAAGGGAAGAGAAGGACUUAGCAAGGAUGAUAUGUGGAAUCCAUGGGUCCUUCCAGAAAGAGAUAGGAGAGUUGUACCCGGGUUUGAUCACUGCAAUACGCCAGAAUUCAUGCUCAACCUUCAAAAUUCUUCGCCAAAUUGAGUUGCGCAUAUGGCCAUAGUUUUGUUGAAGAAUCCAAGAAUUUGAGCUGUAAUUGAAUUUGCAAGAAAUGAGAGAUCUCCACCAAGAGUUCGGCUCAACAUGGAACCUCCAAAACCAUUUAAGGAGUAAGGAGGUGUUGAAGCUGUUCAAAUCUUUGAUAGACAAUCCUCCCAUAGAGCGUGGCGCCUUCGUGAUCUUCCAAUCAACUAAGUGAAUUUUGGACUCUCCAAUUCCAGCCCAAAGGAAGCGUUUUAGAAUUUUCUCCAACUUGUGUAUAAUAUAUUUUGGGGUCAGCAGCAAGGACAACAGAUACAGUAGCUCAAUACUCCUCCAACAUUAUGCCAUUAAUAGAUAGUAGACACCACAUCCCGCUAGCUCCAUUGAUAUGGCGGUUCAUUCACAACUUGCGCUGAUGUUCUUGAUAAAUAUGAAGCUUAAUUAAGAACAUAUGAAACU
Molecule: messenger RNA, 4823 nt
Organism: Linum trigynum
Lineage: Eukaryota; Viridiplantae; Streptophyta; Magnoliopsida; Malpighiales; Linaceae
Source: the annotation of a GenBank genome assembly